AUGCUGACGUGGACCAAUGGCGCGCGUGUUCAUGUCAAGUCCAGCUUCAUGCUCACAGGAAUGGAGAAAGCCAGAAUCGCAUCCAUGGUUCGCCAGCAGGUUGAGUCGAGUCAGAAAGGCGUGGGAGCAAGCGGCAAGGCGGAUGAUGGGAGUGAAAGGUCGAGGGUAAUGGAUGGAGAGGAGGGGGAGAAGAGGGAGGAAGCACGGAAGGAACAGGGAGGGAAAGAGGGCGGAAAGGAGGGCGGAGAGGAGAGGGGAGAUAAGGGGGUAGAGGAAGCGGCAAUGGAGAGGGGAGGUGAGGCGGGGAAGGAGGGCAAAAAAGGUGAGGAGGGGAAAAAAGCAGCAGUCCUUCCUUCAGCCGCCGCUGGUCUACAGGAGCUAGUCACGGUGCCACUGGGGGGAAUGGCAGCAUGGUCGGGUCUUUCACCAGCUCUGGCGUUGAGAGUGCUGGGUUGCACGCAUCAACCUCGGCAGGUGCGGUUACUGCUGCUGGUAAUGCAGGCUUGGAGGUCCAAACUAGGGCAGGUUCGGGAUCCGAACGUGGAGCAGGUUCGGGUAGUGGAGGGGCCUCAGGCUCGGGUGAGGCUCGGGAGAUUUUCUUCUCCAAAGCUGCAACUGUUUCAGCUGUUCCAACGUCCUGGAUUGGCAGCAGCAGCAGUGGUGGUGGCGGUGCAAGCAGCUGUCGCCUGGGUGAUUUCCUUUUCGGCGCAACGCGAGAAGAGGCGCUUUCCGCAUUCCCGCCCCGUAGGUUCAGUGACUGAUGUCAGUGGGUGGCGGAGAGGCAUGGGCAGGGGCGCGCUGGGGAGGGAGCAGGGGGAGCUUGCGGGGAGGGGGGAGGUUGCUGUGGGUAGGGCGGGGGUGAUGGGGCGGAGGGAGGGUGUGGGGCGGGGAGAGGGUGUGGGGAGGGGGGAGGGUGUGGGGAAGGGGGAGCACCUGGGGUUGCUGCUACAGCGGUGGGCAGAGGAUGACCGAUUUUGGGAGGAGGUUCGCCGACAGCGGAGGGAGGGACAGGGAGCGCAGGUGGGGCAGCAAGGGGGACAGGGGGGGCAGCGGGUGUUGAGGAGAUGCAUGGGCGCUGCUGGUAGUGCUGGCAGUUUGAGAGCACUCGUGGGAGGCCCAGCAAGGUCGGAAGGGAGUGUUGUGGGCAGGCUGGAAGGAGGAGUUGUUGUGAGAGGAGCAGGUGGAGGUGAGGAAGGAGAAGAGCAGGGAGGAGAAGGAGGAGUGGCUUGGCUAGUGGCAGCAGUAGAGACGGCAGCUGCUGAGACAGCGGCAGCGGGAGGAGAGGAGAGGGACGGAACGGAGGAGGAAGGAGUGGAGUCAGGUGGAGCAGUGGACCAGGGCACGGCUGCCACAUCAACAGUGGUGACACGUGCUAGUGCUGGCGCAGGUGCCGCGGUGAGUGUGUCAGGAGCAGGCAGGGCAGCAGGCCGAUCAUCGGUAGUAUCACCGCAAGAAGGGCCAGCCACCCCUGGAAGAGGCCCGGCCACCCCAGGAGGGCCAGCAACGCCAGGCGUAUGUGAUGCAUCACCGUCACUCAGUGAGCAGCGCACAUGCAGCAUGAGCUUCAAGGAAAGACAGGGCGGUCAUAGUAACAGCAGGCGAGACAGCAGCAGGAGAGAGAGCAGCUGCCCCAGCAGCAGUGCUGCAACCGACGCUGCCACCUACGGCCAAACCGCGUCCGCUUAUAAGCAGUCUCCCUGUAAGAGCUCCCCGCUGAAGCGACGCCCGCGCGCCAGCCAAGGGGCUGUGAACCAGAGCGGUGAGAUGGUGAACCAGAGCGGUGAGAGGGAGUAUGGUGGCCGGUGGAGUGUCAGCAGUGGCUGGACUGGGACUGGCACUGGUAGCUCUAGCAAGAGCGGCUCUUGCAGAGACUCUGGCAUUGUGCUCGCCAUCGGAGGGGUGGCUGUGCUGGCAGCGGCAGUGCUCAUACCGCGCCGCCCCAGGCAGCAUGUGGAGGCUCUGACGCCCCUGCAGGUGGCGCAGCGAAUGAGGCGCAAUCCCAAGUUGUUUGUUGCCACGUGUUCACCUGCCCGGGAUGACUCAGCAUCGUACCGAGCUUGGGGUCACUCCACCCUGGUUGGGCCG
This is a messenger RNA of Closterium sp. Naga37s-1, 2085 nucleotides long. The record is from the annotation of a GenBank genome assembly. NCBI's taxonomy places the organism in Eukaryota, Viridiplantae, Streptophyta, Zygnematophyceae, Desmidiales, Closteriaceae.